This is a messenger RNA of Hippopotamus amphibius kiboko, 2853 nucleotides long. Its product is annotated as collagen alpha-1(I) chain-like. The transcript is spliced from 14 exons. The record is from RefSeq and is a predicted model, not a curated record. NCBI's taxonomy places the organism in Eukaryota, Metazoa, Chordata, Mammalia, Artiodactyla, Hippopotamidae. The coding region runs from base 1 to 2853 and encodes 950 amino acids.
AUGACAUCAAUGGGGAAGGCUGGUCUGGCCCAUGACAGAAACGACGAGGAGGUGGGGGGUCGUUUGUGCAAAGGGGGGGAGGGGUCACCACAGCAGGAGAGGCCGGGCCCCGCCGCCUCAGCCCCCGCCCGGCCAACCCGAGGGGCGCAGCCCGCCGGGCUCACCGGGCGCCCGGCCUCCCCGGCGCGGCGUCCCCGAGCCCGGCGCGGAGGGCGAGGAGGGCGCGGCAGCCCAACGGCGGUCGCACCCGCGCCGCCCCAGGCGCCGCCGCCCGCGCCCGCGCUCACCGCCGCCAACGCCGCCGCCGCCGCCGCCACCAGUGACGGGCGGGCGGGCGCGCGCGCGCGCGCGAGGCUGACGCACGGGCGCGAGGUGGGCGGCGACGGCGGCGGCCUCCAUCUUCCCGCCCCGGCGCGCGCCCGCCGCCGCCCGUCGGGCCCGCGCGGCCCCUCCCCGCCGAGGCCCUGGGGGCGGCCUCGAGGGCCUUCCCGAACCUUCCACGGCCCGAGGCGCCGUGGGUUCCGGGCGGCCCCGCACGCCAGCGGGUCCCCGUCGGGUCGAAGGCGGACCGCGGGGUUCGGGGCGUCGCGGGGCCGCGUGCGGGAGCCGCUGCCGCCGGGCUCCCUGUGUGACGCGCGGCGGGUCCCGGGGUCACGGCGUCGGGGGCCCCGAGGCGAGCGUCUCCAUCGUGGCGGGAGAUGCGGGUGUGCCUGCGCCUUCGUCUGCGACUUGGGUCCCAGCCAGCCGUCCGCGAGGCACGGAGAACCCAAAUUUCUCAGGGUCACCCCAGCCCCGUGCUGGUUCCGCCCAAGACACACUGAGCAGAAGAAUCUGCCUCGUCCUCGGGUGCGCGCGGCCGCAGAGGUGGCUCUCCGGAGGGAGGGACGGCCGGGGAAACACAGACAGAUGCAGGCGCGGAACCGGCAGGACCCGAACCUGCUCCUGGGUUGUGCCAGCGGCAGCCGCCUGGGUUGGGUGCUCUGCUGUCCGGCCGUGGGAAAGGCCUCUGAGCCCCGACGGCGGGCGGGGAGCCGGAGGCGGGGAGCCGCGGGCAGGUCCCUCCCCCCCGGGGGCUGCACCGGCCCUGACUCUGCGUCCCCCUCACGCCCAAUCAGGACCGGUUCCCAUCUGCCCAGGAGACUUGGGGGCCGCCAAGCCGCCCUGGCUCCCCUGGCCCAGGUUCCUCCCGACCUUAGCGUUCCCAGAACACCCGCCCGCACCCAGAUCCGCGAGCGCCGCGUGAGACCGCUCCAGGCCGCUCUGGAGAUCGAAGGCCCGGGUCCCGAGGCCGCCGCAGCCGGACGGUGCCCUCCGAGCUCUCCAGAAACAGUGCCCGCGCCCAGGAUGGAGGUGGCCAGUUUAAAGGAAGCUUUUAAGUGCCGCUCCUGCCUCCUGAAGCCAACGGUCAAGUCACAAAGGUGCCGGCGGGGACAGGACUGGAAUCUCAAUGACCUUGACACGGUCACCCCACAAGCCACGACUGAGAAGCCGUCACAGCCUAGAGGCGCCCAGGAGACGGGAGGCCUGGACAUCCCGGGCGCCCCUAAGAACGUCAGGGGAGCCCAAGGAGAUCUGAGCGUGGGUGUCCGUUCAUCGCGUCUCAGGACGGCGUCCGGGCACCGUGUGUGCGAGGACAGAGCGCCCGGGAGGCUGCGGUCGGGCUGGGCACAGCUCUCUGAUCCGGGAACCGGCCAAGCCAGCGCCUGGCUCUUCCGAGGGCGGGCUCCCCGUGGCCGCGUGACCACUCACGACGGGACGAGGCACGAGGGCAUCUCGCCCAGGAUCUCCAGUGCUGGCUGGGCACCUGUCCCCUCCUCCCGUGGCCAGGACCCGGCCAGGCGCCCGUCCUCACCUCCUGGACCGCCCGCAGCAGCUCCGGGUCUGGCCUCCUGGGGUCAGGGCCUCUCGGUGCCACCAGCCCUCGCUCACACCUGGGCCUGCUCACUGGGCCUCCGGAGCGCAGACGGGAGUCGAGCCACGCCGCACACAGAUUGUGUGCCGGAGGGGCCCAGUCUGGAGAGGCUGCAGGUGCAGUCUUUAGCCGGGAGGCCAGGCCAGCGCAAGGAGCUGUGGCCCCCAGGCUGCCAGGCCUCUCUGGAGGCUGGGGGGGACGGGCCGGCCCCUCCAGGGCGCUGUGCCCGCCGUGGGUUCUACCCCGAGGACCACAGGCUCUGGUCGGAAAUGUGCAAACCCCAACCGGAGUCACGGUCCCCGGUGGUGAGAUCAUCGCCCCGCCCUCCACCCAAGCCCACCCUGCCGCCAGCCCCCGUCACAGCUGGCCACCGCUUGCACGGUCCCCAUCGCUGGGGGCGGAGGGAGCCCCCGCGCCCCCCAGGGGAACGCACAGGUCACAGGUCAGGAUGCUUCUGGGCGGGGGUGUGGCCGGCACCCACGGUGCUGCCGGAGGGGCGGCGAGGAUGCUCCCCCUCCACCACCCCUCCUCCCCUGAGAUCCCUCAAGCGCCCGGACCACAAGGGUCCGACCGUGACCGCCAUCGGCCGCGAGCUGUCACCCUGCCUUGUCCAGAGGGUGGAAAGGAAGGUGUCCCCUAUUGUCUCCCCCAAGGGACACACAGAACAGCAACAAAGACAGCCGGCCGGGAGGGGCCCUCGGCCCCCGUUUUCCACCACGGCCGCGGGGAGGGCAGAAAACGCGGGACGACAGCCCGCAUUGUGCGCCCGGCGCCUCGCCGCGCCACAGGCCGCGGCUUUUGCAGCCGUGUCCGUCCGAUUUCGGGGGACCCAGAGCCCGGGGCGGGGGGUUCAGCGGCCCCUCAUCGCCCCUCCCUUCCUUGUCCAUCCUCCCCCUCCCCCUGAGCGUGGCCCCGCAGGGCAUGUCCGGGUCCGACGCUGA